Prosopis cineraria is the source of this 2316-nucleotide messenger RNA. RefSeq names its product glutamyl-tRNA reductase 1, chloroplastic-like. Gene Ontology annotation, molecular function: glutamyl-tRNA reductase (NADP+) activity; NADP binding. The transcript has 3 exons. Lineage: Eukaryota; Viridiplantae; Streptophyta; Magnoliopsida; Fabales; Fabaceae. Gene Ontology annotation, biological process: tetrapyrrole biosynthetic process. The record is from RefSeq and is a predicted model, not a curated record. The coding region runs from base 250 to 1878 and encodes 542 amino acids.
GUCGUGUGGCAUUUCCGUAAGAGUAAGACCCAAGUUCAAGGGACGCUCUUUGCUUCGUUUGGCACCAACCCUUCCACGCGUUUCUCUACCCUUUCAUUUGUUUAGCCUCAUAUCCCCACAGCACUUUUGGAAUUCGUUCAACAACUCCCAGAACGAUUCCUUGCUGAGACAUUUUCGUCUCUCCCCUUCGUCCUUCAAUUCCCCAUUAUUCCUCUCUGCGAUCUCGGGUUAGGGGUUCACGCAGUCCAAAUGGCUGUGUCAACCAGCUUCUCCGGUGCCAAAUUGGAGGCCUUAUUGCUCAAAUCUUCUUCCCCGGCGUCGAGGGCUUCCGCUGCUCCCCGUUUAUCGGAUUUUGGCAAACCCGGUGCAAUCAAGAGGACCCUGAUUCAGAGAGGAAUAAUUCGCUGUGAGGCUGCUGUUCCUGAGGUAUUGAUCAAGGCCGAUGAGCCGAGCAAUGGUAACAGCGUCUCUGCUCUCGAGCAGCUCAAGACUUCUGCUGCUGACAGAUAUACAAAGGAAAGGAGCAGCAUUGUGGUCAUUGGGCUCAGUGUGCACGGUACACCUGUGGAAAUGCGAGAAAAGCUUGCCGUUCCAGAAGCAGAAUGGCCUCAAGCCAUCGGAGAGCUGUGUAGUUUGAAUCAUAUUGAAGAAGCGGCUGUUCUGAGCACCUGCAACAGAAUGGAGAUAUAUGUUGUUGCUUUGUCUCAGCACCGUGGUGUCAAAGAGGUCACUGAAUGGAUGUCGAAGAAAAGUGGGAUCCCUGUUUCCGAGCUUUGCCAGCAUCGGUUCUUGCUUUACAAUAACGAUGCUACACAGCAUCUUUUUGAAGUAUCCGCAGGUCUGGACUCUCUUGUAUUGGGAGAAGGUCAAAUCCUUGCGCAGGUUAAGCAAGUAGUUAAAGUUGGACAAGGCAUUAAUGGCUUUGGGAGAAAUAUCAGUGGGCUAUUCAAACAUGCAAUUACUGUGGGGAAGAGGGUCAGAACUGAAACCAAUAUUGCUGCUGGUGCAGUUUCUGUAAGCUCAGCUGCUGUUGAAUUGGCCUUGAUGAAGCUACCUGAAUCCUCUCAUGAUAAGGCCAGGAUGUUGGUUAUUGGAGCUGGCAAGAUGGGAAAGCUUGUAAUCAAACAUUUGGUGGCUAAAGGUUGCUCUAAGAUGGUGAUCGUUAAUAGAACUGAGGAGAGAGUUGCAGCGAUCCGUGAAGAAAUGAAGGAUGUUGAAAUUAUAUAUAAACCCCUUGCAGAAAUGCUCUCCUGUGCUGGUCAAGCAGAUGUCAUUUUCACCAGCACUGCAUCAGAAUGCCCCUUGUUCUUGAAAGAUCAUGUCCUGGACCUUCCUCCUGCAAGUCAAGAUGUUGGAGGGCUUCGUCUUUUUAUUGACAUCUCUGUUCCUCGGAAUGUUGGUUCUUGUGUCUCAGAUGCUGAUUCUGUGCAAGUUUACAAUGUCGAUGACCUCAAAGAGGUUGUGGCUGCUAAUAAAGAAGAUCGGCUAAGAAAAGCAAUGGAAGCUCAGGCAAUCAUUGCUGAGGAAUCAAAACAAUUUGGAGCUUGGAGGGACUCUCUGGAAACCGUUCCCACGAUCAAGAAAUUGAGGGCUUAUGCCGAAAGAAUCAGGGCUGCUGAGCUAGAGAAAUGCCUAAGUAAGAUGGGAGAUGAUAUCCCAAAGAAGACAAGGAGAGCUGUGGAUGACCUAAGCCGGGGCAUAGUGAAUAAGCUGCUCCAUGGUCCAAUGCAGCACCUGAGAUGUGAUGGGAGUGACAGCCGGACUCUAAAUGAGACUCUUGAGAACAUGCAUGCUUUGAAUAGAAUGUUCAGCCUUGAGACUGAAGUAUCAAUUUUGGAGCAGAAGAUUCGAGCCAAGGUGGAACAAAAUCAGAAGUAAUAUCUUAUCUCAUUCCAAUUUCACUGAUCACACUUGUUUAUUUCCUCUAUUCAGAUAAGGGGAAACACUCUCGUGGGUAAUCUUCAGCUGCAUAACUGAAACAGGAGAAACCUCCCCGGGGGACUUCAAUGCGUAGUUGUUUCCUAGUGUCUGCUUGGCGUAACUUGUUUGGGGUUUUGGGUUUUUCUCAUGUGUACACUGUUAUUCUGUUGCCAUGUUGACUGUACUACAUCACAUGAAGGAAUUGUAUUGGCGAGCGAUGUUUCCCUUUGUAUCGAGAAUACUAAUUGUAAUUUAGUGAGGUCACAUACUGAGAUGAGACUGGUUUUGAACAUCUUCCUUGAUGCCGGUUCUCCUCCCUGGUUAUUCAAGGAAAGAUUUCACGUGCUCUCUAGAUUGUGUAUACAAUAAUGCAGCUAACUAGUAAAUUAAAAUCAA